AUGCCGGAGACCUCCCCAGCCUUGCUGUGGACGGGGAAGGUUGGCGAUGCGUCUGCGUUCCGUGUCUGGGAUCUCGGGCGUUUGUCCGCGACUUGUCUGCGGACAAGCUGUCCCCUCGUGCUGCUCCUUGCGUCUUCCUUGGCUUCCCCCCUGACGCGCCAGGUGGCAGUUCUACCACCCCCACCUCUCCCUGUGUCUGUCCUCCCAGACGUCACGUUUGACGAGUCGGUCCCCUACUACCGCCUCUUCCCCUACCGCACUCCGUCCCUCCCCCCGCCACGCUCUUCCUUGUACCAGCCUGUCGAGGUUACUGGUGACUCUGGUGCUGCUGAGGGUGCUGAGCCUGGGGGUGCUGACUCUGGGGGUGCUGAGCGUGUGGGUGCUACGCCUGGGGGUGCUGAGCCUGAGGGUGCUACUACUGGGGAGUGGCUUGGGGUGCGGAGCCUGAGGGAGCUGGGCCUGCUCGUGUGGCGUCUGGCGGUGCUGAGCCUGGAGGUCUCUCGUGCUUCGUCUCUCGGCGGGAGCCACUCUCUCCACAGGAGCUGCGCGAGUGGUUUGCCCGGCGCUGGAGGCGUGCUGCUGGAGCUGGAGGUUCGUUCGGCUGCUGAGGGUGCUGGUGCCGCGGGUCCCGGAGGUGCUCGUACUGGGAGUACUGGAGCUGCUGGGCCUGCGGGUACGACUGGAGCUGGAGCUGCUGAGGGUGUUGGCGCUGAGGCUACUGCUGUCGGUCCUGGAGGCGGUCCUGCUGGGGGUGCUACUGGUGCUGCAGGAGGUACUGGAGCUGGAGGUGCUGCUGGCGCUGGUGCUGCCGCUGGGGGUACUGGUGCUGUCCCUGCUGUGUCUGGAGUCGCCGCGCGGCCUAGGCCGUACUUCGUUCCGCUCCUUCAGCAGGUUCUUGGUCUCCCGCCUUCUACUGGUCCUCCUCCUCCUUAG
Closterium sp. Naga37s-1 is the source of this 933-nucleotide messenger RNA. NCBI's taxonomy places the organism in Eukaryota, Viridiplantae, Streptophyta, Zygnematophyceae, Desmidiales, Closteriaceae. The record is from the annotation of a GenBank genome assembly.